GAGGGUGAAACUGACUAGUAUACUAUAGGAUUUCAAAAGAGUCGGACACAUCGGUAAAUUUCAUUGUUAUUUUGCUGUUGUGCAUUUGGAAAUAAAUAUCCUUAAAUUAAAUAUUUAAGACUUUAAAUAUUCAGGAAAAUCGCGAAUCAAAAAAUGGAGUCUUAUAUUGAGGCGGACAAUUUCGCAGGGUUUGCGAAAGCCAUUAAAAAAAAGUCAGUUAACGAUUUAACACCAAUUUUUGAGAACUUGUUAUCAAGACCGCAACGAGCACAAUUCCUAAAACUAUGCUUACAAAAAGGAUGUAAUAGGAAUUACGUGAAUAAUGAGACUGGAAAAGCUGCCAUAAACUAUGCUGCUGAAUCUUUGCAUUUCAGUAAUUUAUAUCUGUUAAUUAAUUUUGAGCAAGAAAAACACGAAAAAGAUAAGAAGAUGUCUACCGAAACAAUCAAAGAGACUUAUAAUAAGGAAGAGGAGAUGAAAACUUCUAACCGUAACUCUGUGACAAUAAAUGUAGAAAAUAGUAAUGACGAUCGCUCCUCAGCUGACGAAGUUGAGGAAUCAAUAGAAAUAUUGCCUCAGAAAAAUGUAUCCGAAACAUCCAAGCGAAAAGCUGCUAUAAAAGAUAUAGAUCAUAAAUACGAAAACCAAACGGCACUCAACUAUUUAGCCAGUCAUCUAACUUUAGAAAAUGCUGGUGAAAUUCGUGAGUGCAUGGAACUGUUGCUUAGAAAUGGCGCAGAAGUGAAUACAAUGGAUGAUUCCGGGGAAGUACCGUUGAGCUACGUGAUGAAGAACACUGAGUUGAGUCCAAAUGAUAAAUACGAGCUAAUCUACAGACUGCUUCAGCGAUAUACAACAGCGGAUUUAAUUGCCAAAGAGGCGUGGAACUAUUUGGAAACUAAUCAUAUGAAAAAGCAUUCAGAACUUAAAAGAGACAAUCUUGAAGAGAUGAUAUCUAGGCAAAAGGAUUCCAUUUUCGAUAUUGACUAUAUGGGUAAUAUAUUGGAGAGCUACGCGAAGGGCGAUAAAAAUGCAUUAAAUCUUCUACGUCAAAUAUUGAGUUUACAAUCAAAGGACUUUAACUAUGAAUUUCUUAAAAAGUUAAUGUCUUUUGAAGAAGAUUAUGACUUAGAAGAGUUGCUAAAAACACCAAAACUACAAGUCGAUUAUGUAAAGUUAGCUAAGUGGGUUAUCGAAAUGAAAGAUAUAAAGCUAUUAGAAGUGCUGUUAAAGAGAAAAGAUGGCCUCGCUAGUGCUGCGGAUGAAGAGGGAAUUCCUCUAUUACAGUUUGCAACUUUGAGGUACAGUGAUGAGGCAGUCAGAAGUCUGCUAUCUCAUGGAGCAUACAUGGGCAUGCGGAGCGACUACAAAACGCUGCCCAUUAAGAACAUAAAACCCGACAUCUUAGAAGAACAUUUGGACUCUUGUAUUCAAAUGAAUGACGAAAACGUUAUCAUGGACUUCUCAAAUAUUUCCCAGCCACCAAAUGAAACAAACUUAAAUUUUCAACAGUCUUAUAAUGACAUGAGUACCAUCUCUUAUAUUAAGCAAUCUAAAAGUCUGAGGCAUUUACUUAACCAUCCAAUGGUUUCGACCUUUCUGUCUCACAAGUGGCACACAUACUCAAAAUUCUUUUACUUUCAAAUCUCCUUUUACUUUCUGAAUCUAUUAUAUUAUAUCACAUUGAAUGAAUAUGAUUUUAAUUUUUUUCUGCUCGGUGUCAACUUUUUAUUGUUUCUGCUUGCCUAUCAUGACGUUGCAGCUAUUUGGCUGGAUAUCUCACUAGGCGUCAUGUCAUUCUUCUACUUGUAUACACCCCAGAUUCGAGACGAGAUUCUAUACUAUAUUCAUAUUCAGACAUUCAUAUUGCUAUUCGCAUGUCUCAAGCUAUUUUCAUACAUGAAAGUGGUGCCCGUAGCAUGGAUAGCGAAACCUUUUGGGAUGCUCUUUGCGGUAAUCAACACUGUACUCGAAUCGGGAAUUCUAAUUUUGGUGGUGGUUACAUUUGGAGUAUGUUUCCAUAUAGAAUUCGGAAAUUCAACGGAGACAACGAAUGCCACGGAUACUUCAAGCUUGAAUUUUGAUGACCCCGGCUCAGCAAUCAUGAAGUCAUUUAUAAUGUCAACCGGGGAAUACGAAGCUAGCAGUGCUAAUAUUGAAACUUUAGGGCAAUAUCUUCUAUUAUUUCUGUUUAUCAUCAUCGUGGGAAUUUCGUUAUUUAAUCUCCUUGUCGCGAAGGCCUUAAACGACAUUCAGUUGAUUCAAAACCAAGCGGAAAUUUAUAAUGCCAUAUAUCGCAUCAAUUUAGUGAACACCUAUGAAUUAAUCGGCAAGAUUAUUAAAAAGGUUGCGAAUAAAUUUAAUUGUCUUCAAAAGGCGUCUUUUACGUUAAAGGAGAUAAUGAUACAAAAAUUUAAUUAUCCGCUAAAAAUGACUUUUUACUAUACCAAAGGUAAUGCCACCGAUAAAGGCACGACUGAUUAUGCUAUUGAUUUCGUCAGCCCAAAGAGGAUGUUUUUCGGAUUAAUCAAAAUGCAUCAACACUUAGACUAUAAUUCGUUCAAACGUGUAAUCAAAAUUGCUGAGAAAAAUUCGAACAAGGAACAACAAAUAAGUCAGAACAUAGAGCUGAAUAGUGAUAGAGCAGAUUUUCAAAGAAAAUUGGAAAUUGCGAUGAAGGAUCAAAUGGACAUAAUUCAAAUUAGCUUACAGCAACAGACUGAGACUAUUAAGCGUAUAGAAACUAUCUUACAGGAAAAUAGGUACACAAAAUAAAAUAAUCUCAUAAACAUGAAUCUGAAUUUAACUGUUAAAGCAACGAUGUUAUUUAUCAUAUGUAUUUAAU
Messenger RNA from Drosophila sulfurigaster albostrigata, 2845 nucleotides. Its product is annotated as transient receptor potential cation channel protein painless-like. Gene Ontology annotation, molecular function: monoatomic ion channel activity. The coding region runs from base 154 to 2775 and encodes 873 amino acids. NCBI's taxonomy places the organism in Eukaryota, Metazoa, Arthropoda, Insecta, Diptera, Drosophilidae. The transcript is spliced from 3 exons. Gene Ontology annotation, cellular component: membrane. Gene Ontology annotation, biological process: transmembrane transport; monoatomic ion transport. The record is from RefSeq and is a predicted model, not a curated record.